Messenger RNA from Hemiscyllium ocellatum (epaulette shark), 3153 nucleotides. RefSeq names its product deleted in malignant brain tumors 1 protein-like. The transcript has 11 exons. Bases 1 to 3153 code for a protein of 1050 amino acids. NCBI's taxonomy places the organism in Eukaryota, Metazoa, Chordata, Chondrichthyes, Orectolobiformes, Hemiscylliidae. Gene Ontology annotation, cellular component: membrane. The record is from RefSeq and is a predicted model, not a curated record.
AUGGGUGGCCUGGCACCAGGAGUGGAGCAAGCUUCCGAGCUGCUGCCGUCCAGGGGGCUGGAUGUUGUAGUCAAUGUUCUGCUUGAGCCUGAUAUACUCCAAUACGUGGAGGUUGACCAUUGUUCUAGAGGUCCACUGCCCCCCAGGCUGCAAGAUGGUCAAGACUUGUGUUCAGGAAGAGUUGAAAUAUACUGGAAUUCCUCGUGGAGCACUGUUUGUGACCAUGAGUGGGAUAUCAUGGAUGCCUCAGUUGUCUGCAGGCAGCUCAGGUGUGGGGUUGCCGUGUCUGUGAACAGCAGCUUUGGCCCAGGAGAAGAUCCCAUCUGGCCGGAUAAUUUUCAAUGCAUUGGGACCGAGGGCACCAUCAAUGAGUGCCCAAGAGAGCAGAGGAAUAUCAGCAACUGCACACACAGUCAGGAUGCUGGAGUUACUUGCUCAGGAUCUUUUCCCAUCAGACUGGCCAAUGGGAGCAACGUGUGCUUGGGGAGAGUGGAGAUCCUUUACAAGUCCAUCUGGGGAGCAGUCUGUGAUGAUGGUUGGGAUCUCACCAAUGGAGACAUUGUCUGCAGGCAGCUGAACUGUGGGAAGGCUGAGUCCAUAACUGGGGCUUAUCAUGGACAAGGGGGUGGGGAGAUCCUGCUCAGUGGGGUCAGAUGUAAUGGAACGGAACACUCACUGGACCAAUGCAUUGCCAACCCACUCGGUGCCAAUCACAGUGUUGAAUGUCGGCAUGUUGGAGUCAUCUGCUCAGGUCCACUGCCCCCCAGGCUGCAAGAUGGUCAAGACUUGUGUUCAGGAAGAGUUGAAAUUUACAAGAAUUCGUCGUGGGGCACUGUUUGUGACCAUGAGUGGGAUAUCAUGGAUGCCUCAGUUGUCUGCAGGCAGCUCAGGUGUGGGGUUGCCGUGUCUGUGAACAGCAGCUUUGGCCCAGGAGAAGAUCCCAUCUGGCCGGAUAAUUUUCAAUGCAUUGGGACCGAGGGCACCAUCAAUGAGUGCCCAAGAGAGCAGAGGAAUAUCAGCAACUGCACACACAGUCAGGAUGCUGGAGUUACUUGCUCAGGAUCUUUUCCCAUCAGACUGGCCAAUGGGAGCAACGUGUGCUUGGGGAGAGUGGAGAUCCUUUACAAGUCCAUCUGGGGAGCAGUCUGUGAUGAUGGUUGGGAUCUCACCAAUGGAGACAUUGUCUGCAGACAGCUGAACUGUGGGAAGGCUGAGUCCAUAACUGGGGCUUAUCAUGGACAAGGGGGUGGGGAGAUCCUGCUUAGUGGGGUCAGAUGUAAUGGAACGGAACACUCACUGGACCAAUGCAUUGCCAACCCACUCGGUGCCAAUCACAGUGUUGAAUGUCGGCAUGUUGGAGUCAUCUGCUCAGGUUCACUCUCCCCCAGGCUGCAAGAUGGUCAAGACUUGUGUUCAGGAAGAGUUGAAAUAUACUGGAAUUCCUCGUGGAGCACUGUUUGUGACCAUGAGUGGGAUAUCAUGGAUGCCUCAGUUGUCUGCAGGCAGCUCAGGUGUGGGGUUGCCGUGUCUGUGAACAGCAGCUUUGGCCCAGGAGAAGAUCCCAUUUGGCCGGAUAAUUUUCAAUGCAUUGGGACCGAGGGCACCAUCAAUGAGUGCCCAAGAGAGCAGAGGAAUAUCAGCAACUGCACACACAGUCAGGAUGCUGGAGUUACUUGCUCAGGAUCUUUUCCCAUCAGACUGGCCAAUGGGAGCAACGUGUGCUUGGGGAGAGUGGAGAUCCUUUACAAGUCCACCUGGGGAACAGUCUGUGAUGAUGGUUGGGAUCUCACCAAUGGAGACAUUGUCUGCAGGCAGCUGAACUGUGGGAAGGCUGAGUCCAUAACUGGGGCUUAUCAUGGACAAGGGGGUGGGGAGAUCCUGCUCAGUGGGGUCAGAUGUCCACUGCCCCCCAGGCUGCAAGAUGGUCAAGACUUGUGUUCAGGAAGAGUUGAAAUUUACAAGAAUUCGUCGUGGGGCACUGUUUGUGACCAUGAGUGGGAUAUCAUGGAUGCCUCAGUUGUCUGCAGGCAGCUCAGGUGUGGCGUUGCCGUGUCUGUGAACAGCAGCUUUGGCCCAGGAGAAGAUCCCAUCUGGCCGGAUAAUUUUCGAUGCGUUGGGACCGAGGGCACCAUCAAUGAGUGCCCAAGAGAGCAGAGGAAUAUCAGCAACUGCACACACAGUCAGGAUGCUGGAGUUACUUGCUCAGGACCUUUCCCUGUCAGACUGGUUGAUGUGAACAGCAGAUGCUCAGGAAGAGUGGAGAUCCUUUACAAGUCCACCUGGGGAACAGUCUGUGACGAUGGUUGGGAUCUCACCAAUGGAGACAUUGUCUGCAGACAGCUGAACUGUGGGAAGGCUGAGUCCAUAACUGGGGCUUAUCGUGGAGAAGGGGGCGGGGAGAUUCUGCUCAGUGGGGUCAGAUGUAAUGGAACAGAACACUCACUGGACCAAUGCAUUGCCAACCCACUCGGUGCCAAUCACAGUGUUGGAUGUCAACAUGCUGGAGUCAUCUGCUCAGAGUCAGCAUUGGUGAGACUGGAAGAUGGAGACAACUUGUGUGAUGGGAGAGUGGCGAUUUUUCACAACUCCACUUGGGGAACAGUUUGCAGUGAUUACUGGGACCUACAAGAUGCACAGGUGGUGUGUCAGCAGCUCAACUGUGGGAGAGCAAUCCGGGCCACCACUGGAGCAUCCUUUGGACAGGGCAGUGGACCAAUCUGGUUGGAUGAUGUGCUGUGUGAUGGAACCGAGUCAAGUCUCGAUCAGUGUGUUGCGACACACUGGGGUGAGCAUAACUGUCAACACUACGAGGAUGCUGGAGUUCAGUGUUCAGGUCCACUGCCCCCCAGACUGCAAGAGGGCCUUCAUGCGUGUUCAGGAAGAGUUGAAAUUUAUGAGAAUUCCUCGUGGGGCACUGUUUGUGACCAUGAGUGGGAUAUCAUGGAUGCCUCAGUUGUCUGCAGGCAGCUCAGGUGUGGGGUUGCCGUGUCUGUGAACAGCAGCUUUGGCUCAGGAGAAGAUCCCAUCUGGCUGGAUAAUUUUCAAUGCAUUGGGACCGAGGGCACCAUCAAUGAGUGCCCAAGAGAGCAGAGGAAUAUCAGCAACUGCACACACAGUCAGGAUGCUGGAGUUACUUGCUCAGGUCAGCAGUGA